UUGCGUCCGUCAGGCCCCGCCCCGCUGGAACGCGGUAGACGAAUCAGGUGACUGCGGCGGUAGUCUACUAGGGAGGCCGAACCAGGCGGCGGCUCAGAUCGCAGCGGAAGAGUCGUGCUUUUCUAACGUUUCUUAGCUUCCAAAUCCCAACAUACGGAGGCUGGUAAAAGCAGAGCAGAUCUGGUCAGGUCCUGAGACCGCUGAGUCCAGAGCAAUGUUGCUGAAGACAGUGCUCUUGCUGGCCUUGGUGGCCCAGGUGCUAGUCCUGGAGAAUGGGCUCCUGCGGAAGCCACCCAUGGGCUGGCUGGCCUGGGAACGCUUCCGCUGCAACAUUGACUGCAAUGAGGACCCGAAGAACUGCAUCAGUGAGGAGCUCUUCAUGGAGAUGGCUGACCGGCUGGCGCAGGAUGGAUGGCGGGAACUGGGCUACGUAUACCUUAACAUCGAUGACUGCUGGAUUGGUGGACGUGAUGCCAAGGGCAACUUGGUGCCAGAUCGCAAGCGCUUCCCCCACGGCAUUGCCUUCCUGGCUGACUAUGCUCACUCCCUGGGCCUGAAGCUGGGCAUCUACGAGGACUUGGGCAACUUCACCUGCAUGGGUUACCCGGGAACGACGCUAGACAAGGUGGUGCAGGACGCGCAAACCUUCGCCGAGUGGAAGGUGGACAUGCUGAAGCUGGAUGGCUGCUACUCAAGCCCCCAGGAGCGGGCCGAGGGGUACCCCAAGAUGGCCGCUGCCCUGAAUGCCACAGGCCGCCCCAUCGCCUUCUCCUGCAGUUGGCCAGCCUAUGAAGGGGGCCUCCCCCCAAAGGUGAACUACACCCUGCUGGCAGACAUCUGCAACCUCUGGCGCAACUUCGAUGACAUCCAGGACUCCUGGAGGAGCGUGCUGUCCAUCCUGGACUGGUUUGUGACCCACCAGGACGUGCUGCAGCCGGUGGCCGGCCCGGGGCACUGGAACGACCCAGACGUGUUGCUCAUCGGGAACUUUGGCCUCAGCUUCGAGCAAGCCCGAGCCCAGAUGGCCCUGUGGACGGUGCUGGCGGCUCCCCUGUUGAUGUCCACAGACCUGCGUACCAUCUCCGCCCAGAACAUAGACAUCCUGCAGAAUCCACUCAUGAUCAAAAUCAACCAGGAUCCCUUAGGCAUCCAGGGACGCAGGAUUCUCAAGGAGAAAUCCUACAUUGAAGUGUACUUGCGGCCCCUGGUCAAUGAGGCCAGCGCCAUCGUCUUCUUCAGCCGCAGGACGGACAUGCCUUAUCACUACCAUUCGUCCCUUGCCCGCCUGAACUUCAGCAGCUCCGUGGUGUACGAGGCCCAGGACGUCUACACAGGUGAAAUCAUCAGUGGCCUCCAGGAUAAAACGAACUUCACCGUGAUCAUCAACCCUUCGGGGGUGGUGAUGUGGUACCUGUACCCCAUCAGUAAGCUGGGGAUACCCCAGCAGUGAGGGGCUGGAGCCAGUGACAGGCUGUGGCGGCACCACUGAGCCUGGACGAUGGAGGGUCCGUGUGCCGAGGGCCAGUGCGGUGGGGUUCUCUGCUACCCAGGCCUGCUCAGCGACCCGACCUCAUCAGACUUGGGGUGCGAGCUGAGAGCCAGGUCCCGCUCCCUGCUGGAGCAGGAACUCUCCAGGAAACUUGUCUCAGGGAGACCCUGUGGCUUUGUGGGCCUCUACCGUGUCUGCACAGCCCCACAGAUAACUGCUGAACAGCUCGGUCAGCCUCCCCUGUGGGGACAGGCAGGGACACGCAUAUCUGUCGGGACACGCAUAUCUGUCAGGACACGAGCCUUGGACCUUCUGUGUAUUGACUCUGAAAUCAGGAAUUUUGGGAAUUUUUCUUAUAACUAGGAGUAGAGCUCUGAUCUCUUGUCAGGAAUCCCUGUGAAUUAUGUGACUGACUUUCCUGCCCGGAGAAGGCCUUGCAGGCUGACAUGGCCUGGGAGUGACCUUGGCUCCUUCGGGUCACCAAUAAAGCUGUUUUUCUGUCAAGCAGUUGCAACGUGGACCUGGGCCGUGGGCGGUAGGGACUCUGGGGAGCACGGCACGAGGUGCCGGUUUCAGAUUGCGCCUCACAGGGAAGAUGUAUGGCAUCGUCUGGCCCAUCACUCCGCAGACCGGCAGAUGGCACUUCUGACCAUGCCAGGCUUGCCCCUCACCCCAGGCCAUCCCUGCUCCGCCCAGCAUUGAGGAGGUGGCAGCACAGAGCGGCCGGCUAGUGAAGUCCUGGGCCCUCUGCCCAACCCCGUCCACGUGUUACAGGCUCUGCCUGCCAUGACCACACUCAGCGGCCCCUUGGCCGCACAGGGAAAGGCCCCGGUCUGCUGGGGGGUGCUGCGUCACUGUCUGGGCUGUCUUUCAGGCGCCCUCCCCAUUCCUGACAGGCCCUCAGUCAGUGGCGCCCCUGGCUGCAGCAGCUGAGGGCAGUGAGCUCUGCCUUUCCCCCACAGGGCCCACACAGCUUGUCCUCUGCCCAUCAGUGCUCCCAGCUCCCCCCUGAGCUUCUCUCCUAACCUGGGUGAGAGGACUUUCAGAUCCCUCAGCUGUGUCCAAAGGAAGGUCCAGGGGCUCUCUUUGUGACCUGAAGUAUAUUUCCUGCUCCUCCUCCUAGGGAAAGGGGUAUCCAAAGAACGGCUGGUUCUUGACUUCAGUUCCUCGUUCCCAAGCCCUCUCUUUAGCUAAGGCCUCAGGGCGUCUGUCUUCCAUGGUGGCCCUCGUUCCCCUUUGGAAAGGAGCAGCAGAGCAGGCGAGGUAGGUUCUCCUUGUGCUUUGGAGCACACACUGGGGCACCCAGGCCCCAGGCUUUGUGUGGUCCUCCCUGUAGGAACUCUUCUGGGGGCUCUCCCAUGUUCCCUUCCUCGGGGGUCUGAGGUCCUUAUGUUUAGAGUAUGGUGGAAAGAACUCUCAAAUGUGCAUUUUAUAGGGUAAUUUAAGAUCUCUGGAGUCCAGGGUCAUCAGAGGAAGCUCCCUUUUCCCAGUUGAUGUCUUGAGGCUGUGGGUCACUCAGAAGGACCGACGCCUCCGUAGCCCAGGCCUCUGCCCUCUGAGGUCUGUCAGCUGCAGCUCCAGGUCUUGGUCAUAGUGCUGUUCGAGCCAAAUGGAAUGGUCUGGGCAGGAACACUUCUUUUGCCAGUCCCAGGAAAGAUCUUUCCCACCACCCUGGGAUGUGGUAUUAGCGAUUGAGAACAGACUUGGGACUUGGGGCCAGGGGUCAGCCUGGAUUUGACCAGCUGAUUACUGUGCCCUUCCAGACCCAGAGAUAGUUCUUACUUGCUGUAUAGCUUUAUCCUGAGGUACCUGAUCAAUGCUGCAGCUUUAGCCUUUAUUCUCCUAACACGCGGUGUGCCUAUCUUCUAUGACAUUGCUUUACUGCCCUUCACCAAAGGCCAGUUUGGAACUCAGUUAUUUUUCCCAAGUUCAGCCUUGUUUGGACCCAAGAGUACCCCUUCUGUUUUUUAAAAAAAUUUUUUAUUAUGGAAAUUUUUAAAAAUAAAAAUAAACUGGUAAUUAAGCCUUCAUAUACCCAUCACCCAGAUCCAACAACCAUCAACCUGUGCCAUUGUUUUAUCUCUCUCAUCCCACGCAUACUUUUCUGCAUGUGAGCCGGAGUAUUUGAGAGCAAAUCAAAGAAAACUCUAAACACCGAUGUGUAGCUCUAACCGAUCAUAGGGCCUUGAAAAGAAUAUAUGUCCCUAAUAAAAAUUUUAAUCUGA
Messenger RNA from Capra hircus (goat), 3714 nucleotides. It is a transcript of the gene NAGA, whose product is annotated as alpha-N-acetylgalactosaminidase. Gene Ontology annotation, molecular function: alpha-galactosidase activity. NCBI's taxonomy places the organism in Eukaryota, Metazoa, Chordata, Mammalia, Artiodactyla, Bovidae. The record is from RefSeq and is a predicted model, not a curated record. Gene Ontology annotation, biological process: glycoside catabolic process; oligosaccharide metabolic process; glycosylceramide catabolic process. The transcript has 10 exons. Gene Ontology annotation, cellular component: cytoplasm. Bases 215 to 1450 code for a protein of 411 amino acids.